Molecule: messenger RNA, 3159 nt
Organism: Nematostella vectensis (starlet sea anemone)
Lineage: Eukaryota; Metazoa; Cnidaria; Anthozoa; Actiniaria; Edwardsiidae
Exons: 2
Coding region: 38-1186 (382 amino acids)
Biological process (GO): translation
Cellular component (GO): ribosome; mitochondrion
Molecular function (GO): structural constituent of ribosome
Source: RefSeq, a predicted model, not a curated record
UCUCUCCCCAUUCCCUCGCGUGCUUGUACAAUCCAAAAUGUCGGCUCUCGGAGCUCUCGCACCUCGGCUUCUAGGAAACACAACUAAACGAUACUUACCUCCUUGUUUGACGCGAUUUUUCCAGACUUUGGUAGAUGAAAAUCCCAGCGAGCCUAUACCAGCAUCAAAUCCCGUUCGCGGAGAAUUUGCGCCCAAGGCAUUUAUUAUUCUUCCAGAACACCAAUCCAGAGAUCUUGAACAAAAUUUGUGGCUCACAAAAACAGCCAUCCAACAAUCUCUACCUUUACGCCUGGGGAACGCACAAUUGGAGAUUCCGGAAACGGCUUUAAGGGACUUUUCUCACUCAUUUUUAGAUUCUCUUAGACAGAAGUUUGGGUUUCAAAGAGAGGAGUUUCGAAGAAGAUCGUUGAUAGAAGAGGAACUGAAUUUAGGAGUCUUGCUAGAAGUUCUGCGAAGUUGUAUGAGUUAUAUGUCUUGUGCAGGGUCUAGAUACUCACAUUUGAGAGAAAGCUUUUUAGAUAGAAAUCCUCAAAUAAUUACUCACUGGAGUAGAGGUGGAAGUUGUUUCCAGGUCAAAACUAAGCCAAGUUAUGUUUUGUGGACAAGAUACCCUGUGGAGUUGUUCAGCUAUGAGCUUGACACGACCUUGGAUACAGCUAUACCUGGUCCAUACAAACCUAAUGCUUUGGAUGUAUACGCACAUAAAUAUGUCCCUCUGAAAAACGUCCCUGGCUGCGUAAACAGACAACAAAGCCUUUAUCCAUACUGUCAUACAAUGCUGUUGACAUGUGUCAAUCAAUCAGCUACACAGAUGCAGUCAAAUGGUAUCCUGAAUAUGUUUAGUUUGUUGUUAUCUCAUGCACUUGAUGAUGGACGUGUAUUUGGCUCAGAGCUAUCAUCACCAAUAGCAACAAAGUGUAUUGUCACUGAUGGUACAAAGUACAUAUUCAUGUGCUACCAGCUCAACACCCUAAACUUCGGAAAAAAGAAAAAGGACAAUAGUAUCAAGAACAUGGUAUGGAUGACUGAUGCCAUUCAAUUGUUCAAAAAGAAAUCACACACCAAUCACAGGAAGAAAACACUCAUAUUGGAGAGUGUUGCCCCUUCACAUAAGUUACCAGGGUUUAAUGAGGGAAUGCUUAGAACACUGAUAUCUUUUCUAUGUGAUAGUAAUGCUAACCAAUAAUCUACAGAGUUCUUGGAGUUACUGUUACAGAAUGAUCAUAAGUUGUUAUCUUGAGUUUGUGUUCUGUUGCAGUCCUUCUUAUUGGAGUCCUAAUAACCACUUGUUUGCUUUAUUAGUUUCCCAUUAACACUUCACAUAAGUUACCAGGGUUUAAUGAGGGAAUGCUUAGAACACUGAUAUCUUUUCUAUGUGAUAGUAAUGCUAACCAAUAAUCUACAGAGUUCUUGGAGUUACUGUUACAGAAUGAUCAUAAGUGGUUAUCUUGAGUUUGUGUUCUGUUGCAGUCCUUCUUAUUGGAGUCCUAAUAACCACUUGUUUGCUUUAUUAGUUUCCCAUUAACACUUCACAUAAGUUACCAGGGUUUAAUGAGGGAAUGCUUAGAACACUGAUAUUUUUUCUAUGUGAUAGUAAUGCUAACCAAUAAUCUACAGAGUUCUUGGAGUUACUGUUACAGAAUGAUCAUAAGUUGUUAUCUUGAGUUUGUGUUCUGUUGCAGUCCUUCUUAUUGGAGUCCUAAUAACCACUUGUUUGCUUUAUUAGUUUCCCAUUAGCACUUUCUCUUCUACAAAGCUCUUGUGUUUACUGUUACAAAAUUAUCAUAAAUUGUUUGCUUGAGUCUGUGUUCUGUUGUACUCCUUGUUAUCGGAGUCCUAAUAACCACUGGCUUGCUUUAUUAGUUUACCAUUUCCUAUCACCCAUUUUCCAUCCCCUAACAACCUCAAAUGGACAUCAUGGUACUCAUCUAGUGUUUCUCUAUGUGCAAUACUGAUCAUUGUGAUACCUUUAUCAACACACAUUCCGUACAGAGUUUUCUCAGUGGCAAUAUCAAGCGCACUUGUAGCCUCGUCCAUCAUUGCUAGGUCUGGCUCAUGGUAGAACAAUCUGGCAAAUGCCAAGCGCUGCAUUUCACCCGGUGAUAGCAUAUCCUCCCAGCUGCCUUCAACAAGGCCAUUAAUUCCUCCAACCCGUCUGCAAACUGAAGCUAGUCCAACUUCACUCAGUAAAUCCACUAUUCUUGAAUCACAAAGAUAGCCUUCUGAGCUUGAUUCUUCAAAUUUAUUGAGAUCAAUUGGGUAAAUAACUUGCUCUUUCAGGGUUCCAUUUGUUAAAAUGGGAUGUUGAGGGAGAAACAAUACUUUAUGAGGCUCAAAGUCUAUAUUUCUGACAACGUAUCCAGAUGAUGGCUUCCAUAGACCUCUUAUUAUCCUCAGCAAGGAGCUCUUCCCAGUGCCUGUCUUGCCAGUUAUGAUAAUGCUCUUUCCUUUGGUUAUUACCAGGUUUAGGUCAGUCACUAAUGCUUCGUCUGUUCCUGGAAUCGAGUAGGUGACAUUAAUCAACUUGAAAAAUGUGUCAAAGUCCAUCAUUUUCCGUAGUUCAUCAUCCCUUAUCAAUUCAGCAUGACAAUUUUUCUUUUUAUCCUUCUGACUGUGCUCAAGAUUUUCCACCAGUUCUCCAAUUCGAUGUGUGUAUCCAGCCAUUUCAGCCAAAGUAUCAGACAAAUCAAUCAAAUUUGUGAAGCAUUUCAUUAAAUAUGUUAACACAAAUGCUAUUUGACUAAUCUCUGAACCUAGCUCAGUGGGUGAAAGAUCAUCAUACUUUCCUUUGAAGACAGUAAUGCCAAUGAAGAUAUAACAUACAAUAGUAGAGAUGUUAUUAAAAGAGUUGACCGAGAGGUCUAUAAAUACACUCAGGUUAGCUACACGCUGAGACUGAUCAACCACUGCUUUAAGUUUCUCAUUGGUUUUCCUCUCUUCCACUUCGUCUGAUCCAUAAAAUGCCAAAGCUUCAGAAUUCAUUCUCACCUGAAAUAAGAAACAGAACACUUCUGAUAAAACAUAAUAUAUUGUCUGUCUAUCUGCUUAUUAGCAGAUAUGAAAAAUUAUCUUGGUAACGACUGAACGGUUAGAUAGGUGAUCGAUUCAUUAUAAUUCUGUAUAUUUGGAUAGAAAAGAUUUAAAACUAGUCCUAAACUA